AUGACCGUGUACCUGACGACGGGAAGUGAGAGGAUUCAGUCGGUGGAGACGGCCUUGAACACGUUCGAGGUCUCCCACCGAUACCUGUGCCCUGAGUUGGCGCUCAUCUGCCUCGAAUACCUGGAAUCUCAGGUGUGUCCCUCCAACGUCCUCUCCAUCUAUCCCUGGGCCGUGAUGUUCUCCAACAACAAUCUGUCCCUGGAACCCUCGGCCCCACCUCUGCCCGAGGACGACUUGGGCCACGUGAAUCCAGGCUUCGAUCCUUUGUCAUCCGCGACCGCGUUCCCCUCCGUGAGCACGGCUCGACUUGCAGAGCACUGCGAGGAACUGCUGGACAGGGAGGCGGAAAUGUUGGUGCAUUCGGAGGACUUCGAGGAGCUCCGGGAUCCGGCGCUCCUCCACCGGAUUCUGUGCCGGGACACCCUCCAGGUGUCGAGCGAGAUGAUGGGCGAAGAUGGAGUGCGGGCGUAA
Molecule: messenger RNA, 471 nt
Organism: Darwinula stevensoni
Lineage: Eukaryota; Metazoa; Arthropoda; Ostracoda; Podocopida; Darwinulidae
Source: the annotation of a GenBank genome assembly